CAUGCAAAAUACACCAGUAUUUGAAAUAUACAUUAAUAUUUCAGAUAUGGGAUAUUUAGGUAAUGGUGUUAUCUAUAUCCAGUUCUUGGAUCUGCACAAAAAACUAGAAUUUUAAUUUUUUCCCCAAUCAGCAGAAUCAUUAACACCCCUGCUCGAAAACAAGAAAUCAAUCACCGUAGUUUGUUACAGUAAACAACGUCUUUGUGAAGUUUGCUGAUCUCAGGUGGAGAUGAGUCUGCCUACAUGGAUGGGGUCCAGGAACUGUCUGAGUGGUUCUCGGCAAACAACCUAGCUUUGAACACCAAGACAAAGGAGAUCAUCCUGGACUUCAGGAAAAACAGGGCAGAUCCACUGCCCCUCCACAUCAAGGGUGACUGUGUGGAGAGGGUCCCCACCUUUACCUUCCUGGGCACCACAAUCUCUUCUGACCUCUUCUGGACUGAGAACACAACAGCUGCCAUCAAGAAAGCACAGCAGCAUCUGCGUUUCCUGAGUGCUCAGGAAGAAGAACAUCCGUGAGAAGCUGCUGGUUACCUUCUACCGCUUCAGCAUUGAGAGCAUUCUAACCUUCUACCUACAGUAUUCAGUACAACCCCCCCCCCCCAAAGAGUGUGGUGUACCUGAGCUGCUACACCCUUGUGUCUCCAGUUUCACUCUGGUGCCCUUUAUCUUCAAAGAGCCCAUGUUACAUUCCUACACUGGAUACACAAGAAAAUGAGGAAGUAAAACCGAACAAGGAAAUCUUUCUUGCUGCCUGUAACCCUGCUGCCGAAAGUGCCCCUUCAAGGGUGUUGAGAGACUGAGAAAGAGACAGAGAGACGUAGUAGAUGGUGCCUUGGGAUCAGAGGAAUUGUAGACGAGCAGCAGAAAUCUCUGCUGGAGUCUCUGCUUAAGGGCUUGGCUGCGGGCUUUGAGUGAAAGCUUUACACUGCCGCCCACGCAGGCGGAGUGACAGCUUGCUGGGGGCUCAUUCUCACAGGUGGGGUGGGAGGUGGGCCGGUUAGUUGGUCCGAAAGAGCCUGGAAGGUCCUCUUCAGCCUGGACGCCCUGUGCAGGGAUGAGCUCUCUCUCUGCAGACAGGAAGGCACCGCUGGACUAUGGUGUCCAGAUCCGCUUCAUCAAGGACCUGCAUGAAACCGGAGGGGUGUAUCAGGGAGGCAGGAGCAAGGGCAACAGUCCCAGCAGCACCACCUCUAAGUAUGGGGUGGCCGUCAGAGUGCAGGGGGUGUCCGGACAGCCCUACGUGGUCCUGAAGGAGGGCGAGAGGGCAGACUCAUAUGGGGUCCAGCUGAAGGCCCCGCCCCUGAGCCCCGGGGUAGAGGAGACCGUGAACCCAUACAUGUCAAAAGGGGAAGGCCAGCUCCUGCGCCGGGGCCGUUCUCAGGACUCCCUACUGGAGGGGGAGGUCCAGGGGGUCCCACUGAGCAGGCCCCCAGGGGAUGGUCGCUCUGGGAGCAGCGGGAACCUGAGUGGGGGGACUGUGGUGGAGGCAGAGCAAAAGUACAAUAGAGAGGACAGCGAAAAGAACGGGAGCCAUCCUCUGCUGGCAGAUUCCUUCCCAGAACCACCUCCUCCGGUCCACUUUUUGGAAGACCCCACCCCAGCUGUCGACACAAACUCCAUCAGCCCUGUCGACAGGCUCAUCAGCAAGUUUGAUGGUGGUGGCCGUAGCAACAGCACUAAGUGGCGCACUGGAGAGCAGGGCCCUCUGGAGAGCCGCAAGUCUCCUUCCAGUCUGCUCUCUAGCAGCAGUGAGUCGGAUGCCUCCUUGUCCUGCUCUCUUCCUGCUCCAAAUCCAUACGCUUCCCUGCCUUCCUCCUCCUCUGCCUCAUCUGUCAGCAGCCUGGGGAGGAGGUCUGGCUCCCUCUCCAGGUCAAAGGCCGCCUCUUCUAGGCCUGCCUGCUGGUCUCCAAACAGACCUGAGUCCAAACAAGUACAGUCAGUUGCAAGUGAGAUGCAGGCCACUCCUGACCUCCUGAGGGACCAGGGACAAAGUGCAGAGACAAACGGCAAGGAGGACCAACGGAAACAAGCCAUCUACAAUAUCUUAAAAGAAGGGACCAAUGAAAAUGAUGCAUCCCUCAAGCGCAAAGUGGACUUUCUUUUUGAAAAGACGCUGAGCCCAAAGAGCCAGAAGGGUGGUGGUGAUCAGUUCCCCAAGGCGGAGCUGGAGGACUUUCUGGAGAAGAACUUGCGACUGCAGGAGCAACUGGACAAGAUGAAGGCUGAGCUCCAGGAAGCCCAAACUGAGCUGACGCAGCUCCGGAUGGAUAGGGAGGAGGCUGAGGCUCGCGCCCGCGUCCUGGAGGACCAGCGUGCUCAGCUGCAGGAGGAGCUGCGGCAGCUGUCUGAGGGAACGACCCAGACGGACUCACUGAGAACGGAUGUGCUGUCGCUGCAGGCAGAGCUGGCGGAGGCAGCGGCUCUGCGUCAGCGUCAGGAAGAGACCCUGCGGCAGCGAGAGCGCGAGCUGACCGCCCUGAAGGGGGUGCUGAAGGAUGAGGUGGCCACGCAUGACCAGGAGAUGGAGGCCCUGAGGGAAGAGUACAGCCAGGACAUGGAGAAGCUGAGGAGAAGCAUGGAGGAGGUCACACAGUCACAGCUGAGCAUCGAGGCCGAGCGUGAGCGGGUCAACGCCACAAUGCUGUCCCUGCAGCAGCAGCUAGAUGCCUGCAGAGAUGAGACUGACCACUGGAGGGCGCAGUUUGACUCCACCAGGGAUGAACUUCUUGGCACCAAACAAGAGCUCAUGAGUGCUCAGCUGGAGAAGGAUGAGUUUGAGGAGGAGCUGAAGGACCUGCAAGACAGACUAGUGGCCAUGAAGAAACAGAUUCCAGGGCCAGGCAUGCAAACGCAGAACUCGGACCUGCAGACCAACCUCAAGCAGGCCCACCUGGAGCUAGAGAAGAAGCAGGAAGAUCUGGAGAAGACUAAAGCAGAGGUCAUCUCAUUGAAGAAAAACUGUACGAAGCUGGAAGCUGAGCAGUCUGAGACGAGGGCUGAGAUGGACAGACUGAGGGAUCAGUCACAGCGGGACAAAAAGGAGCUGGCAAAAGCCCUGGAGAAGAUUAAGCAGCCCCCGGAGCUGCAGGAGCUGGGCACUGUGCGCGUGGAGACGACCCGUCUGAAGGACAGCCUGGCGGAGAGCGAGCGGGAGCUGCAGGCCCAUAGGGACCAGCUGGGUGCCGCACAAAAGGAGCUGCUUGCCCAGAAGGAAGCCCAGCAAGCAGUGGUGGAGACUAACAGCCGGCUCAGGGAGAGGCUCAGCCGCCUGGAGACGCAGCUCCAAUCCAGCGUGUGCUUGAACUCGGAGGCUGAGCAGGCCCUGGAGGAGCAGAACCAGAGCCUGCGAACCCAGCUGGAGGAGGCGCGGCGCGGAGCAGUGCGACUGAGCCAGGAGCGUGAGGAGCUGAACCGUCGGCUUGAAGAGCGUGAACGUGAGAGGGAGGCACUGCGCCGGGGCAAGGGGGACCUGGAAGAGCAGAAGAGGCUCCUGGACAGAGCGCUCGAGAAGCUCAGCAAGGAGAUGGAGCAGCUGAGUAUGGACUCCAGGCAGGGUGUGCAGGGCCUGCAAGUGCAGCUGGAGGAGCUGCGAGAGCGCUCACGCCGGGAGCAGCUGGAAGGCCAGCGGCAAGCCAAGGAGCGGCUGGCCGAGCAGCAGCGGGCACAGGCCUCCCUGAAGAGCCUGCAGGAGGAGGUGUCUCGGCUGAAGAAGGAGCUUCUGGUAUGCAGUGAGGAGAGGGACAGUGCCCUGCUGGAUAAACAGCUUCUCAGCAACCGCCUCAAACAUCUGGAGGAGGAGUUGGAUGCGGAGCGGGCCUCCCUGUCUGAGAGGGCCAGGGAAGUGAGAGGCCUAGAGGACAAGGUGAAGACCCUGGAGCUGGAGCUUGAUGAAGAGAAGAGUAGCGUAGAGCUGCUCAGCGAGCGAGUAACUCGCAGCCGUGACCAGGUGGAGCAGUUGCGGUCGGAGCUGAUGCAGGAGAGGUCCUUCAAGCAAGACCUGGAACUAGACAAGGGAGCUUUGGAUAGACAGCUGAAGGACCUGAAAUCUCAAGUGGAGGAGCUGAGAGACCAACCACGCCCCACCUCUGGGGUUUCCCAGCUAGAAAGCAGAAUCCAGGAACUGGAGGACAGGCUGCACAGUGAAGAAAGGGAGAAGAGCAGCAUACAGUCAGCACAGCGCCGCUUGGAAAGGAGGCUGAAGGAGGUGAACAUCACCCUGGAUGAGGAGAGGAACCGGCACGCCGAGCAGAAGGAGCAGAUGGCUCUACGUGUGAAAGCGCUGAAGCGGCAGGUCGACGAGAGUGAGGGCGAGGUGGAGCGUCUUGAAGGGCUGCGCAGGAAGGCUUUAAGGGAUGCAGAGGAGCACCUGGAACAGAAGGAUGUGCUGCAGGCCCGUGUGUCUGCCCUGGAGACGGAGCUUAGACGGAAGGCUCAGCAGUUGCGCCGGCCCACCCUGGACUCGACUCUGAGCUCCGAGGAUGACGCUGAGGAUGGCUGCUUCAGUGCAUCCAGCCUCCCCUCCACCCUGAUCGAGCCCCACCUCCAGAACAGCAGCUGCUAGGUCAGGACCAGCGCAGGUUCCCCUGGGCACCCUCUGCUCUCUUGGGUAUUUCCUAGAUACUGUGGUGUCAAAUAGCUUUGGAAACACUGUAUUGUAUCAUUUUAAUUCCACGUAAAAGUUCAAAUAUGUGUUUGUAUUACUUAAUCCGUGACAGGCUGGCAGCGCCUAGUAUAGUCAGCCCUGGCAUUUUCUGUGCAUUUCCACCAGGCAUCACUAUGCUGAGAACUCGCCACACGCCACUGAUUUCUCAGUCUGUGGCCCUGGGAUAUGAACUUAAGCAUUAGGUGUGUAUGAGAAAUGCAGAAGACACUCGGUUUUCUACAGAAGGCAUUAAUCCAAAACAAAUUUCUGUGUAACAUCUUGGUUCCCCGUCCUGCUUGUCAGCACUGCAUUGUUGCUCUGAGAUGUAAUGGUCCACAGCAUGAAGCCCAUUCUCAGGCCAAUAUAUCACCUCUUCAGAUAAGUUUAAUUCUAACCAAUGUAACACAAUGAGUUUUUGUAUGUUUCCCUACUAAUUGGCCUAUUUAUUCACAUUUGUUUCUUGGUGUGUGGCGUCUCCACGCUGUUCUCUGUUCAGUGGCAGUUCUUGUUUGCUGGGGGGUUCGGGAUGCACACUGGCGGUUUGACACGACUACUGUGGUGAUAUGCUGGGAGGGAGACACACGCACACACACACAGAUCUAUAUUAAAGGAGGGUUGGAAGCUGGCUAACAUUAAGGAUGUUAUAGGACAGUCCAGUCCUAGUAGGUCACAAAUGUACUGGCUUUACUUCUGAGGUCUUUGGAAAUUUAACAGUAGUCAGUCAGUGACUGAACUUCAACACUAAUUCCACACCAAAUGAAGCUAAUCCAAAGAAAUUCAUCUCGUGAUGCUUCUAUUAGGCUGACACUUAAACUCUUGCUUUAUAUGGGAAUUUCUCAGUGAAAGAGGCACCACCAGUGUUCAUUUCAUGGAUAAACGUUUUAUGGACAUUAACUGAAGUUAGUGAGACCCUCCUGUUGAUCUAAAAACAGGUUUGACGUGCCCUGUUAUGUAUAUAUAACCACACAGCCGGAUGAGAGAACCCAGAAUAUUCAAGCCUACCAGAAUGUCUGUGUUUAUACAACAUUCCUGCACACACUGACACCUGUAUUCAUGGCUUUUCAUCUCCUUGGUUUUGAUAAAUCCUGAUGCCUUAAAAUUGUGAAAAUUGUUCCUAUUACGAGAUCUGUGCUUUUGAAAUUAAUUGUACAUAUCUGUUCUGUUUGUCAGUGAUUUAAUUUCAGUGUUUGAUUUAAAGACGCUAAGCUGAAUAUAUAAUAUGUAUUUUUAAUGGAAUAAUUCAUCUUGUGGCAAAAGAUGGCAUGGUUUUACAAAGCUGUUGACUUUGUGUUUGUUUUUUUCAAAUAAAAUUUUACAUUCUGAUAAUACUGUCCCCUCUGUCCCAUUAUGACAGUGCCAUUGUAUUUAUUGACACAGUGAAAUAUUCUACGGCAAAUGCUGCCGAAAAUAAAGCAACAAACAUAUAAGGGAUAAAUGUGAA
Molecule: messenger RNA, 6086 nt
Organism: Brienomyrus brachyistius
Lineage: Eukaryota; Metazoa; Chordata; Actinopteri; Osteoglossiformes; Mormyridae
Gene: cgnb
Product: cingulin b
Exons: 20
Coding region: 1058-4564 (1168 amino acids)
Cellular component (GO): myosin complex
Source: RefSeq, a predicted model, not a curated record